UAACUUCCACAGUAAACCAGUGAAGCAGCUCAAAUCCCAGCACAGCAGAGUCUGGCUGUACUGGGACGCUCCCAGCUUGGUGUGUAGUGUGAAGCAGGGGGUUCUGGGAAUCAGCAGGCGGAUCCUGCAGGAAACAGAAGGAAAAUAAAUAACAGCUGAUGUCAGGACGAGCUGUGAAACUCCUGCAGUCAGCAGGAAGGGAACGCUGGCCCAACAGACUCCUCACACCUGCGACAGAUCUGACCUCUGACCCCUGGCUCUCCUCUCCCGGUCUGACCCUGACCCCCCCUCUGUGACCCAGUAUGAAGCCGUACAGGAAGUGGCUGCUGGUGGUCCUGCUGGCCUGGCUCCUCCUCUUCCUGUCCCUGCUCUGUCACUUCCUGGACCUCAGAUCCUCCUCGCUGCCUCGGUCCAGAUCUGCUGCACAGUCCGGACUCACCAGGACCGAAACCCGCCGCCUGGCCUCUGUUCAGGGGGGGACCAGGACCGCCGGCUGGUCCCUGAGACCUGCUGGAGUAUCAGAAAAGGACUGGAGGAGGAGGAGGACUGACUACAGGUCCAGGUCUAAGGACUACUACAGGUCCAGGUCUCUGGAGAUCCUGCAGAGACUAUGGACUGGGAACCUGACGGCGGGGAUGCUGAGUCCUCGUCUCCAGAAGGCCCUGAAGGUCCAGCUUAGCUCCAACAGGCACCAGGUGGUGUACCGGGGCCCGAGGGGGGGUCGCAGGUCUGGUCUGCAGCUGUACUGCGAGCUGAAGAGGAGGACUAGGAUCAGGACUGUGGACGGGUCCGAAGAGCCGUUCUCCGGUCUGGGCUGGGACCGGCUGGUGCCUUCGCUGCCCCUGCAGGAGCUCCGGACGUCUCAGUAUCAGAGCUGCGCUGUGGUGACGUCAGCCGGAGCCGUCCUCAACUCAUCGCUGGGGAGGGAGAUCGAUUCCCAUGAUGCAGUUCUUCGCUUCAACGCCGCUCCCACCAAAGGCUUCGAGAGAGACGUGGGGACCAAGACCACCAUCCGCAUCAUCAACUCCCAGAUCGUAGCUCGGCCCAAACAUCAGUUCAGCAGCAGCUCGUUGUAUCAGGACGUCACUCUGCUGGUCUGGGAUCCGGCUCAGUACUCGUCCAACCUGACUCAGUGGUUCGAGAAGCCGGACUUCGAUCUGUUCCCAGCGUACGUCGAACGCCGUCGCCUCCGACCCGAGCAGCCGUUUUACAUCCUCCACCCAGAGUUCAUCUGGAGUCUGUGGGACCUGAUCCAGGACAACACCGAGGACCAGAUCCAGCCCAACCCGCCCUCGUCGGGGUUCACAGGUAUCCUGUUGAUGAUGUCACUGUGUCGUGAGGUCAGCGUGUACGAGUUCAUCCCGUCUGUCCGUCGGACCGCCCUGUGUCAUUAUUACGAGCGUUACCAAGACGACGCCUGUACACUGGGAGCGUAUCACCCUCUGCUGUACGAGAAGCUGCUGAUCCAGAGGAUCAACCAGGGCCACCAAGACCAGCUGAGGAGGAAGGGCAAGGUCACGCUGAGGGGGUUCCGGACCGUCCGGUGCGAGUCAUGAUCCGGGUCACGAUCCGGGUCUGACACACCGAGGGGGUUCCGGACCGUCCGGCGCGGGUCAUGAUCCGGGUCAUGAUCCGGGUCUGACACUUAUGUAACUGUGACAGAUAAUCUCUUAGUUUUGACUUGUGUCGUAAUUUUAAUGUAGUUUUGUCUCCUGGAAACUCAUAACUGACUUGUUGAUUAUUGAAUAUAAUCAGAAGUUCCUCAUGUUGAGCUGCUGACGAUACUUUAUACUUUCCAGAAACACAAAUGAACUAAA
Messenger RNA from Siniperca chuatsi (mandarin fish), 1817 nucleotides. RefSeq names its product beta-galactoside alpha-2,6-sialyltransferase 2-like. Bases 303 to 1556 code for a protein of 417 amino acids. The transcript is spliced from 6 exons. Lineage: Eukaryota; Metazoa; Chordata; Actinopteri; Centrarchiformes; Sinipercidae. The record is from RefSeq and is a predicted model, not a curated record. Gene Ontology annotation, molecular function: sialyltransferase activity.